AUGGUUUCAUGGAUCAAAUUCACAAUACUUGAUGUCUUGAUCGAUUUCACAAUGAAGCAAGUUAAACUAAGUGGUUUUUUUACCAAUAGACAAAGACCUAAUCCUAAUGAAAGUGGUGAAGAAUGUUCCCAAAUACCAAUCACCAAUCAAUCAAUGCCUUCCGUUUCUAAUCCUAAUGCAACUCCACAAACACCAAUCACCAAUCAAUCAAUCCCUUCGGUUUCUAAUGCAACUCCACAAACACAAUGCUCUAACCAACCUAAUGAUAAUGUUGACUUGAAGGAUCUUCCAAAGGACCCGGCGGAUAGGCCAUUGAUUACAAGUUACAAACCAAAUAUAAGAGAUGAUGUAAGAAGAGCAUAUUUGCUUCAAGGACCGUGUCAAGAUAAUGCAUAUUGUUUAUAUUGUUAUUUGUGUGGGGAACUCAUGGGACAAAAAGGAGGGAGAGAUGCAUUUGUUUCUCAAGGUUUUGAUACUUGGAAUAAAAAAGAUGUAUUUUGGACUCAUGUGGGUGGUAUUGAUAGUUUUCACAACCAAGCAAAAGAAAAGUGUGAGUUUUUAAUGAGGGAAAAACAAGCUAUCAAUGUAGUCUUUAGGAGGCAAACCGAAGCAGAAGAUCACAAAUAUAAAGCUCGAUUACGUGUUUCUGUUAUUGUUGUUAGACUUUUAUUGAAAACCGGUUUACAGUUUCGUGGUCAUGACGAGUCGGUUAACUCGGAAAAUAGAGGGCUAUACAUUGAAGUGUUAAAAGCCAUUCGAGAGACUAGUGAAGAUAUUUUCAACAAUACUUUAGAAAAUGCUCCAAAAAACAAUCAACUAAUUUCCCCUAAAAUUCAAAAAGAACUUGUGCAAUGUUUUGCACAAGAAGUACUUUUGAGUAUUCGUGAAGAGAUUGGUCAAGAUGUUUUUGCUUUACUAGUUGAUGAAUCUAGUGAUGUUUCAAAAAAGGAACAAAUGGCUAUUGUUUUGCGUUAUGUCGAUACUCUUGGCUUUGUGAAAGAAAGAUUCAUAGGUCUAGUGCACGUGAAGGAUACGUCUUCUUUGACACUCAAAAACGCCAUAAAUAAAGUACUUACAAGUAAUAAGUUGAGUUUUAGUCAGAUAAGAGGACAAGGUUAUGAUGGGGCUAGCAAUAUGCGAGGGGAAUUCAAUGGUUUGAAAGCUUUGAUAUUACAAGAGAAUGACACAGCUUUUUAUUUUGUGCAUCGUGUAAAAGAAAAGACUUACUACGAGAGCAAGCAAGAGAAAGGGUACAAAAAGGCUUGUGUAGUGGUGAACUUGAAACCAGAAGAGGUUUUAGAUUUUGUGAAAGAGGAGGGAGGGUCAUUGGCAAACCAUCAACAAGCAUCUGGAAUCUUAGCAUAUUUUAAAUCAUAUGAGUUUGUGUUUUACUUACAUAUGAUGUAUGACAUUUUACACCUCAUGGGUACAUUGUCAAAGCAACUUCAAAGAAAAGAUCUAGACAUUUUAGAAGCGGCUUCGAUGGUUAGAGGGACAAUGGAGGCAUUGCAAUCUUUUAGAAACAUAGGGUUUGCUAGCAUUUUGCCAAAAGUAUCCUCUUUUUGUGAAACACGCGAAAUUGAUACUUUGGAUAUGGAAGAGUUGUAUAUUGGUGCGAGAAACCAUAGGACUACAAAGACUAAUAGGUUUCAUUUUGAGGUUGAAAUCUUCAACACGGUGGUAGAUAUGCAACUUACAGAAUAUCGGGAUCGAUUUAGUGAAACAAGCACCCAAUUACUAGAAUACAUGGAUGCUUUGAGCCUUUGUGAUUCAUUUGCACAAUUUGACAAAUCAAAGUUAUUGAAGUUGGAUGAGCGCUUCGCUAGUUUGAAAGGAAUUUCCGACCUUUCUCGUUUGAUGGUUAAUACGGGGAAGCAUCGAUCUUAUCCUUUGGUUUACAAGCUAUUAAAGUUGGCUUUGAUAUUACCUGUAGCGACCGCAAGUGUAGAAAUAUGUUUUUUAAAGAUGAAGCUCUUGAAGACCGACUUGCGUAACAAAAUUGGCGAUGAUUUUUUGAACGACGCAUUGCUGUGUAAUGUCGAGACCGAAGCACUUGCGAAAGUUGAGAAUGAAAAAGUAAUGGAGCGGUUUCAAAAGAUGUCUGCACGAAGAGGACAAAUGUAA
Molecule: messenger RNA, 2124 nt
Organism: Lactuca sativa (garden lettuce)
Lineage: Eukaryota; Viridiplantae; Streptophyta; Magnoliopsida; Asterales; Asteraceae
Source: RefSeq, a predicted model, not a curated record